This is a messenger RNA of Penicillium subrubescens, 2292 nucleotides long. RefSeq lists its product as uncharacterized. Lineage: Eukaryota; Fungi; Ascomycota; Eurotiomycetes; Eurotiales; Aspergillaceae. The record is from RefSeq and is a predicted model, not a curated record. The coding region runs from base 1 to 2292 and encodes 763 amino acids. The transcript is spliced from 5 exons. Gene Ontology annotation, molecular function: GTP binding; GTPase activity.
AUGAAUGCUCUCGCCAAAUGGCUCUACGGACCUGCACCCGUCGAAUACAAGGUUCUCCUGAUUGGUGAUUAUGAAUGUGGCAAAACCACGUUUCUCGAUCGCCUGAAGUUCGAGCAGAUCCGAGAGCACCCGAAUCAUACCGUCAACGUCAAUGUCGAGACCGUGGUGUACCCAAAAGGCUACAAUUGGCACAUCUGGGAAAUAGGAGGUGAUCAAAAAUCUCGCCAGCUAGCGUGGCACCACCUCGCUCCAGCCACAUUGGUCAUCUAUCUUCAUGACUGUGGAAAUCCCGCCGAUCGAGUGCCAGUGUCCUUUUCUCAUUUACUGCAGGACAUGGCCAACAUCGGGGCAAAGUAUCUCUGGAUUGCCUUCAACAAGCAAGCUGACUGGGGGUUCAAGCAAGCGAGAAUCAAUACUCUUCGCCAAGAAUAUGAGAAGGAGCUUGAGAACUAUAGGGGCAGAAUUUCUGGAAAGGUACUCACUCACAGACUGGACGCCAAGUCCGCGGAAGGGGCAUUUAACGUACUAGAAGACAUGUUCGUUACAAUGAGAGACCCCAGAGACUAUUCCCGUCGACUUCCACCAUCUGGGCCUUCAAAGAAGGAUCUCGCUCUACAGAGGCUCGUUGAAAGGGAAAUUGCUCAGGACGAUAUGGAUCCCAGAGUCUUUUGGGAAUAUUUACAAAAUGGUGUUUUUAUUGACUGGAGUCAUUAUAACCUUAUAAAAGCUCUCUGCAUGGUUGUAUUGCAAUCAGUGGGUGAACACGCGAUUAACCCUUUACCAUCCGUGAGAAGCAGAGAAACUUGCUUUGAUAUUGCAAGUACCUUUGACAGGUAUAUGAACGUCCAGAGCAGGACGUCAUCUCGAUGGUUUGAAAAAACGCGACACAAGACCAUGGUCCUAUUCUGGAUUCUGCAAACACAUUAUGCCAUUCAAGAUUAUCGGAAGCAGAAGGGGAUGCGAGACUUUCCGGGCCUGAGGGGCUUUUAUGGGGUUCUGCGCCACUCCCCCAUACUCAUGGAUUCCGAGCUUUGGAAAGAGUAUUACUGGAGUAGCCAGUUCUGGUCUAGCUAUGCUACCAAAAAUUGGUUACCCCCGACCUUGAAGCCUCUCUCGUGGGUAUCAUUCAUGCCUGAUCGGUCAACUGACCUGGCCGCGGUUCAAGAGGACCCCGACCGACUGCUGCGAUACGCGUUUGGGAUUCUCCAGUACGUCUACAAAAGGGACUUGCAUAGAAUCGGCGUCACAGCGCGGGCACUUCUCGCCCUUGAGAGGAGUACGAUGCGCCUACGGAAAAGCUACCCUUUCAUAUCUUCGUACUCCGAAACACAAGCAUAUUUCUGGCUUCAGGUUGUGCAGAUUGCCCUACGAUCUCUAUAUAUGAUCUAUCCGCAAUCAGAAAAGGAGGUGAUUGGUUGCAUAAGUCCAGUCUCUCGUCUUCCGUUCAGCGGCUUCAAGGAGCUGGUCGAAAUCGAUAGUGAAAGCUGGAACCGGUGCUAUUCUCGAAAGGUAUGGGACAGCAUGGAAGCCCGUUCACAAUAUAUUUCCCCCGAUAUUCGGCCUCUGAACUCAUUGAUUAAAAAAUCUUGGAUUUCAAAUGACAAUCCAAUCUUUGUGCAACGAAUGAAAGCUCUUCUAACGGAGAUGAACCCCCCCGAACCUUCAGUCGAAGAGCUUUCUUUUCGCGCGACAUUCGUUCUGGAUUGCUCGCAGGAGCUUAAUGCAAGAAAUCCGGUGAUUGAAAACCAUAAACACCUGUUGCUAUUCUUAUAUACAAAUCUUGUUUCCGACAUAGAGUCCCAGAAUUCAGAGAAAGCCCCCUCGCUCCGGGCUCAACGCGCAAAAGAGCUCUUCUCGGGAGUAUCAGGUCCUCUGGUUCACGCACUCACCCACAAGAACUUCUGGUUUCAGCAAUUCUUGACGGCCCUCGACUUUGCAGAAAGUCGGAAAUCAGAAACAGACGCAAGCUCGGAUUUUUCGACGUUUGCGGGUUUCAUUAUGAACAGCCUGGAGCUCGUCAACGAGGACCUCCCAAUACAGUUUUAUAACCCGAAGAUCUGGCACAGCGAAAAGGCAAGGCAAACUAUAAUCGCCCCGGACAAGAGGGAAAUGACCAAUAUUCUAGAAUUGGUUGCUACGAAGUACGAGUUCCGCAAUCUCGUCUUUCUUUCUACAAAAUCCUCAGGCUCAAGCAACCUUCCAAGAAGUCAAUCCCACGAUUUAUUGGGCCUUUCGGGGUCCUUCAACGUAUUGGACAAUCAGUCUGCCUCCUUGCCCGCACAAGAUCAAUAG